This is a messenger RNA of Cynoglossus semilaevis (tongue sole), 3449 nucleotides long. Its product is annotated as dihydropyrimidinase-related protein 2-like. Gene Ontology annotation, molecular function: hydrolase activity, acting on carbon-nitrogen (but not peptide) bonds, in cyclic amides. Gene Ontology annotation, cellular component: cytoplasm; cytosol. The record is from RefSeq and is a predicted model, not a curated record. NCBI's taxonomy places the organism in Eukaryota, Metazoa, Chordata, Actinopteri, Pleuronectiformes, Cynoglossidae. The transcript has 14 exons. The coding region runs from base 604 to 2346 and encodes 580 amino acids.
UAUGGACAGGAUUAGAGAUUAUAGAACAGCUAAAGUUGAGGAAAAAGUGAAAGAGAUAAAAGUCAAGACUGAGAUGGCAUGGACAAAAAAUGUUGACAAAGGGAAACCAGGAAAAAAUGUAACAUGGAUGGAGUACAGGGGGGCAUGGCAAUUGUUGGAGAAAUAUUACAGGAAGACCACAGCGAGACGGCGGCAGAUGAUCGGUUGUAACAGAUUAAGUCAAAAACAAAUAUGACUUAAGAUUUUAACAUGGUUCAGACGUAAACAGGUGCAGUUCACAUCAAAUAAAGAUGGAGCACAGCUGGGUGGAGUAUUGCGCAUGCGCAAUUUAUUUCACCCAUUCGCUGUCUCCCUGUCUCUGUCCUCCUUUUAAUCAUUAAAAUCCGGGCAAAAGACUUCUACGUCACCGAUAUAACUCACAUUAUCGUUUCUUCUAUAUUUACCCGUUUCUUCUCUGUGUGUAGAAUUAAUUUCCUGCCGCGAAAAGUACCCUGCACCGUUAUUUUGGCUGAAAUCGAGAAUAAACGAGCAUCCGUCCGUUGAGUGGGGGAGAGCUAGACUUUUAGCAUUAGCCGCGGCGUAGUUAAAGGGAGGAUCCUCAAAAUGUCUGGUUAUCAAGGAAAAAAGAACAUCCCCAAAAUCACUAGUGAUCGACUCCUCGUUAAAGGAGCUAAGAUCGUGAAUGAUGAUCAGUCGUUUAUGGCUGACAUCUACAUUGAAGAUGGUGUCAUCAAGCAAAUUGGAGACAACCUGAUUGUUCCUGGUGGGGUGAAGAUCAUUGAGGCCAAUGGGAAAAUGGUAAUGCCUGGUGGCAUUGAUGUCCACACCAGGUUUCAGAUGCCUGAUCGAGGGAUGGUGGCAGCAGAUGAUUUUUACCAGGGAACACGAGCAGCUUUAGCUGGAGGAACCACCAUGAUCAUUGACCAUGUGGUACCAGAGCCGGGCACCAGCCUGGUCUCUGCUUUUAAUCUGUGGAGGGAGUGGGCUGAUGGGAAGUCCUGCUGUGACUACUCUUUGCACGUUGACAUUACUGAGUGGAACAAGGGGACUCAAGAGGACAUGGAGACUCUGGUGAUGGAUCACGGUGUCAACUCUUUCCUGAUUUAUUUGGCUUAUAAGGAUGUUUUCCAACUUUCUGACUCACAGAUCUACGAAGUGUUUAGUGUGAUCAGGGAUCUAGGAGCCAUCGCCCAGGUUCAUGCUGAGAAUGGAGACAUCAUUGCAGAGGAGCAGAAACAUAUUCUGGGGCUCGGCAUCACUGGACCUGAAGGACAUGUUCUGAGCCGUCCGGAGGAGGUGGAGGCUGAAGCUGUCAAUCGCUCUGUGACUAUUGCAAAUCAGACCAACUGUCCUCUCUACAUCACUAAGGUGAUGAGUAAGAGUGCCGCCGAUGUCAUCGCUCUCGCCAGGAAAAAAGGUGCUGUGGUUUAUGGAGAGCCAAUAACUGCCAGUCUGGGCACAGAUGGGACCCAUUACUGGAGCAAGAACUGGGCCAAAGCAGCAGCUUUUGUCACUUCUCCACCACUUAGUCCUGAUUCCACAACUCCUGAUUACCUCAACUCCCUGUUGUCCUGUGGAGACUUGCAAGUAACAGGCAGUGCUCACUGUACUUUCCAAACUUCCCAGCGUGCUAUAGGAAAAGACAACUUCAACCUUAUCCCUGAGGGCACCAACGGCACUGAGGAGAGGAUGUCCAUAGUCUGGGACAAAUGUGUGGUGACUGGAAAAAUGGAUGAGAACCAGUUUGUGGCAGUGACCAGCACCAACGCAGCCAAGAUCUUAAACCUUUACCCACGUAAAGGCCGCAUCGCUGUCGGCUCUGACGCGGACCUGGUGUUGUGGGACCCGGACGUCACUAAGAUCAUUUCAGCCAAGACCCAUAACCUGGCAGUGGAGAUUAACAUUUUUGAGGGCACAGAAGUGCGUGGAGCUCCAUCUGUGGUUAUCAGUCAGGGUAAAAUUGUUUUCGAGGAUGGCAUUCUCCACACCAGUGAGGGUGGGGGUCGUUACAUCAGCCGCAAACCUUUUCCAGACCACGUUUACAAGAGGAUCAGGGCUCGCAGCAGGCUCACAGAGCUGCAAGGAGUUCCCCGGGGUCAGUAUGACGGGCCGGUGUGUGAGGUCACGGUGACUCCUAAGAUGAUGUCCACUGUGUCCUCGGUGAAGACGUCUCCUGCGAAGACCCAGCAGCAGCAGCAGCAAAUUACUUCUCAGCCUGUUCGCAACCUCCACCAGUCUGGUUUCAGUCUUUCUGGAGCUCAAAUUGAUGACAAUGUCCCUCGACGCAACACCCAACGCAUUGUGGCUCCCCCUGGUGGAAAAGCCAACAUCACCAGCCUGGGAUAAAUUCAUGGAAACGUGGAGCAGCAGUCACAUGACAUCCGUUUAUCUGUGACACUGCCUGUGAUGUGUCCAGAUUCACCUCAUCUAUGUAUGCACCAUCACUUUAGCAUCUCAUUGAAAAAAAAACAAACAAGGUGAAGGCACCAUUCCAUCCAGUUUUCUUAAAUUCUUCACUGUUUCACACACACUUUUUCUUUGCUGUUUAUACACUUUUUGAUUGCGUUUAGUUUGAUAUUAUGUAUAUUUUGCUAUACAAGAUCUUUAGAUAAUGCUUGCAGCAGUUUGAGUUCACACUGACUGCACAUAUUAGAAAGAAAAUGGAAACCUUUCCUUUAAGUAAGUCCAAAGCUCUAGCUCACAGAAUUCCACAGAUAACAUACAGUGGUAUGAAAAAGUAUCUGAACCUUUUGGAAUUUGUCACAUUUCUGCAUAAAAUCACCAUCAAAUGUGAUCUGAUCUUUGUCAAAAUCACACAGAUGAAAAAACAGUGUCUGCUUUAACUAAAACCACCCAAACAUUUAUAGGUUUUCAUAUUUUAAUGAGGAUAGCAUGCAAACAAUGACAGAAGGGGGAGGAAUAAGUAAAUGAACCAUCACAUUUAAUAUUUUGUGCCCCCCCCCUUUGGCAGCAAUAACUUCAACCAGACGCUUCCUGUAGCUGCAGAUCAGUCUGGCACAUCGAUCAGGACUAAUCUUGGCCCAUUCUUCUUUACAAAACUGCUGUAGUUCAGUCAGAUUCCUGGGAUGUUUGGCAUGAAUCGCUGUCUUGAGGUCAUGCCACAGCAUCUCAAUGGGGUUCAAGUCUGGACUUUGACUUGGCCACUCCAGAACGUGUAUUUUGUUCUUCUGAAACCAUUCUGAAGUUGAUUUACUUCUGUGUUUUGGAUCAUUGUCUUGUUGCAGCAUCCAUCCUCUUUUUAGCUUCAGCUGUCUGACAGACGGCCUCCGGUUUUCCUGCAAAACAUCCUGAUAAACUUUUGAAUUCAUUUUUCCAUUAAUGAUUGCAAGUUGUCCAGGCCCUGAGGCAGCAAAACAGCCCCAAACCAUGAUGCACCCUCCACCAUGCUUCACGGUGGGGAUGAGGUGUUUAUGUUGGUGUUAUGUUGG